AUGUUCAGAUAUCAGCACCAGUUUUUCGGUACUGUUAAGCCUAAACUUAACUUUGACGCAACCAAAGAAGCGGAAAGCUUACACACAGCUAUGAAAGGUUUCGGAUGUAAUAAACAUAGUAUACUUAGAGAAAUUACUGCUAUGAAUAAUGACGAUCGACAAGCGACUGCUUUACAAUACAAAUCGAUGUUCGGUGAAGAUCUGAUUGAUCGCUUGAAAAGUGAACUUCACGGAGAUUUUGAAGAAGUCAUCGUGGCUUUGAUGACGCCUGAAGUAGAAUAUGAUGUCCGACAACUUCAUCAUGCUAUAUCUGGAAUCGGUACGAAAGAGAAAAUACUAAUUGAGAUAUUAUGCUCAAGAACAAACGAGCAAAUUCAUAUGAUCAAUAAUACCUAUCAAGAAUUUUAUGGGGAAUCUCUGGAAGAUGCGAUUAAAAGCGACACAAGUGGAGAUUUUGAAAAUCUUUUAGUUGCAUUAGUGCAAGGAAAUCGCGAUGAAUCAAUGGCAGUGGAUAACUUGAAAGCAAAUCAAGAUGCACAUGAGCUUGAAGAGGCUGGGGAGAAGCAGUGGGGCACGGAUGAGUCAGUGUUCAUCAAAAUUUUGGUUUCUCAAAAUUUUUCGCAACUUCAACGAGUUCUACAUGAUUAUGAGCAAAUUACUGGCCACAGUAUCCAAGAAGCUAUUAUGAAUGAAUUUAGCGGUGAUAUGAAGGAUGGAUUGUUAACAUUGGUGAAAAAUAUUAGAAAUCAGCCAGCGUAUUUUGCUUAUGAGCUGCAUGAGGCGAUGAAAGGUUUCGGGACACGAGAUAGUGAUUUGAUUCGUAUUGUUGUUUCUCGAUCCGAAAUUGAUUUGGCACUCAUUCGACAGGAAUAUGAAGAAAGUUACGGCAAAUCGCUUGAAGACAGUAUCAAAUCCGAUUGCUCCGGUGCUUACUGUGACACGCUUGUUGCUAUUGUUCAAGGAAAUUGA
This is a messenger RNA of Thelazia callipaeda (thelaziosis nematode), 969 nucleotides long. The record is from the annotation of a GenBank genome assembly. Lineage: Eukaryota; Metazoa; Nematoda; Chromadorea; Rhabditida; Thelaziidae.